UGUAAGACCGAGACUACAUUCCCCAUGGUGCACCGGGCUCAAAGGAGCUGCACUGUGAUUGGCCCCCCUUGCUGCAAGCUGCUCGAGAAUGAAUAAAAUUGUACAGUAUAUUCCGAUGUGAGAGGUAAAAAAGGGGGGGCUGGGAAAAAGAAAAAGAAAGAGAGAAUAGAAAGGGGGAUCCGUGGCUUCUCCCACCAACCCAGCCAGGCUGGGUGAGGCAUUUUCUCCCGUAUCAAAAUGGCCACAGCUGUGCACAAGUCUAUCAAAUGCCUGGGGGAGGAUUUCUACCGAGAAGCCAUCGAGCACUGCCGUAGUUACAACGCCCGCCUGUGCGCCGAGCGCAGCAUGCGCCUGCCGUUCCUGGACUCGCAGACAGGGGUCGCUCAGAACAACUGCUACAUCUGGAUGGAGAAGACCCACAGGGGCCCAGGCCUGGCACCCGGUCAGAUCUACACCUACCCAGCUCGCUGCUGGCGGAAGAGGCGGCGGUUGAACAUCCUGGAGGACCCACGGCUGCGGCCCUGUGAGUUCAAGAUUGAUUGUGAGCCCCCCCUGAAGAAGGAGGCCUCGCUCCCUGAAGGGCCCGUCCUGGAGGCCCUGCUCUGUGCCGAGGCGGGAGACAAGAAGCCGGAGCUGAAGGAGGAAGAGCUGAUCUUAGACUGCCCGAAGGCUCCUCUGGGCGAAUUCCUGCACGAUUUGGACCCGGAGGACCUUGAGGAGGACGUCCCCCGGAGGAAGAACAAGGCCAAGAGCAAGGCCUAUGGGAUCGGAGGGCUGCGGAAGAGGCCAGAGGCGGCCCUGAUGGAGGACCGGGACAAGCCCUACGUGUGUGACAUCUGCGGGAAACGCUACAAGAAUCGUCCUGGACUCAGCUACCACUACACACACACCCACUUGGCGGAAGAGGAAGGGGAGGAGGGCCCCGAGCGCCACACCCUGCCCUUCCACCGCAAGAACAACCACAAACAGUUUUGCAAAGAGCUGAACUGGGUCCCAGAGAACCAGCGCAGGCACGCAGCUAAGAAAGCUCCGGAUGGGACAGUCAUACCAAAUGGUUAUUGUGAUUUCUGUCUAGGCGGCUCCAAGAAGACUGGCUGCCCAGAGGACUUAAUCUCCUGUGCUGAUUGUGGACGCUCAGGGCACCCGUCGUGCCUGCAGUUCACGGUGAACAUGACGGCCGCUGUGCGGACCUACCGCUGGCAGUGCAUCGAGUGCAAAAGCUGCAGCCUGUGUGGCACUUCAGAAAACGACGACCAGCUGCUCUUCUGCGAUGACUGCGACCGCGGCUACCACAUGUACUGCCUGAGCCCACCGAUGGCCGAACCCCCUGAAGGGAGCUGGAGCUGCCAUCUGUGCCUGCGGCAGCUGAAGGAAAAAGCCUCAGCCUACAUCACCCUGACCUAGGCUCAGCCUCAACCCCCCACCAGCCUCAACCCCCCCCCCCGGGACGCUCGAAUUGUACUGCAGGCCACGCGCGGGAGCUGUGCAGGGCCUCCACCCGGGACUAAGGAGCAUCGAGGUCUGGCACCCAAAGUGUUGAUGGGCUCCUGCAGUGGGACCGACACCUGUCACUCCUGGCCCCACUCAGGCCACCCCAGUGGGGCCAGUCCACACAAAGCCAUAUGCUGGGGGGGGGCAGAGAGCAGCCCCUCUGCACUGGUGGGGGGGGGGGGAGCUCCAUCCCUCCAGACUGAUGCAUGUGAUGAAAGUGUUUGCCUUUGCUUGCAAGUCCAGAGGCUUCCUACCUGGAGGGGAGGGGGCCACCCUGGCCGUGGACCCCCUUCCUGCCCGUGGGAGCAACCUGCAAGCCUUUGAGGAGAGUUGGGACCAGCCGGCGGGACGGGGGUUGGGCUG
This is a messenger RNA of Thamnophis elegans (Western terrestrial garter snake), 1854 nucleotides long. RefSeq names its product double PHD fingers 1 (gene DPF1). The transcript has 12 exons. The record is from RefSeq and is a predicted model, not a curated record. The coding region runs from base 238 to 1404 and encodes 388 amino acids. Lineage: Eukaryota; Metazoa; Chordata; Lepidosauria; Squamata; Natricidae. Gene Ontology annotation, biological process: nervous system development. Gene Ontology annotation, cellular component: nBAF complex.